This is a messenger RNA of Xenopus tropicalis (tropical clawed frog), 1269 nucleotides long. RefSeq lists its product as uncharacterized. NCBI's taxonomy places the organism in Eukaryota, Metazoa, Chordata, Amphibia, Anura, Pipidae. The transcript has 5 exons. The coding region runs from base 146 to 886 and encodes 246 amino acids. The record is from RefSeq and is a predicted model, not a curated record.
CCCCGCCUCCAAGUGAUAUCAGGCUUCUGUCCUCCGCCAUCUUUCUUAUGGGCAACAUAAUAACAACGGUUCUAUUUGCCCUGUUAUUUCAUCCCGCAGACUUCCUUCUAAGAAAUACAGACUUUUAAAGGGGCAAUAGGGCAGAAUGAACUUGAAUUCGGUGCAUAGAUGUCCUACAAGGGACACCGUAGUACAGGAACGAGACAUCAAACAAGAUUCCAAGGAAUAUUCUUAUAGGGAAAUUGCAGGCUACACGGAGUCCUGGCCAGUUUGCCCCGUGCCAGCUGAAAGGGGCAGUUAUGCAGAGAGCAGCGAUGCCCCGUUGGUACAGGAGAAGCCCAGGCCCAUUGUGCUACUAAUCCCUCAGGAUAUAAGAUGUGAUGGCUUGCUGUGUCCCAUCCCUCCUAUAGAGAGUCAGCUCACUAACCCAGAGCUGAGCAGCGCCAUCCUUCAGGAUUUCCUGCCCAUUGUGCCAUAUAUCCAGCUCCUCGUCUUUCCUACGGAGAAUAAAUCGACUCUUACAGAGGAACUUAUGGACUUAUUCUCAUUAGAAAAGUUCAUUGUCCUACUGGACCUCUUCUGUCUGUAUUGGUGCUACAAAAAGAGCUCCAAAAAGACUAAAGAUGGAGCCUCUGCUGAGACAGAGAGCGACGCAGAACCAAGUCCUAUUAUACAGCACCAAAGUGAUGAAGCAGCAGAACAUAGAGAAGAAAGUGCAAUGAGUUUUCCUACAGACUGCACUUAUUUCUUUCAACACCAAGAACCAAAGUCCAAAAAGAAAAGGCUCGGCUUUAAUGUGAGAAAGAGUUUCUGUCGCCCUCCAAACAAAACCCAGAAGAACGGAACUGGGCACGGAAACGAGCAGAAGGAAUUGAGAGACACCUGAGACGGGAUUAUAUUCCUUAUGCCGAGAACAUGAAUUUGGUACCAGAAAAGAACUGCAAAAAGAGACAUUGAUGAACAGAGAGGGAAAAUACUGCCAUUUGACAGCAUAGACUGGGAAGUUGUAGGGUUUAAAGCCAUAGGGGCAUAUUAACCCUAUGGGUCCCUGCAUUUGUAAAAAAUUCUGAAUGAAAAAGAUAAAUUUGGGUGGGAGGGUGGUUGAAUAAAGUCUCCUCCAGCGAUUCCUACAAAGAAGGAGACUGUAGGAGAGGAGACUGCAGCCCUGAGCAGAAGGGCAAACGUUUCAGAAUAUCUUUCCUCGAAAAUACUUUAACUAUAUGUAUAUAUUUUUUUAAUAAACUAUGAAAUAUACAAAUUUAGAUCUGA